Ipomoea nil (Japanese morning glory) is the source of this 429-nucleotide messenger RNA. Its product is annotated as G patch domain-containing protein 11-like. Gene Ontology annotation, molecular function: nucleic acid binding. The record is from RefSeq and is a predicted model, not a curated record. The coding region runs from base 2 to 346 and encodes 114 amino acids. The transcript has 3 exons. NCBI's taxonomy places the organism in Eukaryota, Viridiplantae, Streptophyta, Magnoliopsida, Solanales, Convolvulaceae.
AAUGGAAAAUAGAUGGUUUAAUGGUCAACUAGGGAUGCAACCUGACAAUCAGCAGCAUGACAAUGAGGCAGAUGAGGCUUCUAUCCUUGAGGAUCUCACAGAGGACUUUCGCCUACCAAUUAGUCACAGACCAACAGAAAAUGUCGAUCUAGAAAAUGUUGAACAAGCACCAUUAGACAAACAGUUAACAUCAUCCAAUGUCGGAUUCAGGCUUCUUCAGAAAAUGGGGUGGAAAGGAAAGGGCCUUGGAAAAAAUGAGCAAGGCAUCAUCGAGCCAAUAAAGUCCGGGAUACGAGAUGCAAAAUUAGGGCUUGGAAAGCAAGAGGAAGAUGAUUAUUUUACAUAAGAAGAAAACAUCCAGCGAAAAAAGCUUGAUAUUGAGUUUGAGGAGACUGAAGAACUUGCAAAGAAACGGGAGGUAUGGAUUUA